Molecule: messenger RNA, 993 nt
Organism: Melampsora larici-populina 98AG31
Lineage: Eukaryota; Fungi; Basidiomycota; Pucciniomycetes; Pucciniales; Melampsoraceae
Product: family 43 glycoside hydrolase
Exons: 8
Coding region: 1-993 (330 amino acids)
Source: RefSeq, a predicted model, not a curated record
AUGGACUUGCGCUCUUUGAUCUUCGGGUUCCUUUUGUUUGCACUGAUCGUCACCGGGCAGAGGAAACGAAUCGUCUCGGGAGCGAUUUGGAACGAUGAUGCUGGAAAUCGGAUACAAGCCCAUGGGGGAUCCCUUUUACAGCGGGGAAACGAAUGGUCGAACGACCUUGUCACCUGGACGAGGCUACCGAAUGUGUUGGUUAGUGAAGCUGGCACCCCAUUGAAUGGGGAUAUGGUGGUUGAGAGGCCCCGAGUGCUCUUCAAUCAAGCCACUAACAAGUUUGUAAUGUACUUCCACUAUGAUGACUCAAAUGUGUUUUCCAAGACGUUUCCUGACAAGCUUUUGGAUCUUUGGAUUCAAAAGAUACCAUCUAGCGAAGAUAGCAAUGCAAAUUUGAAGCUCGCUCGUCUGAGUAAAGAUUAUGUGAGUGAUUCCUUUCUGAAAUCCUCAUUGGGCAAGACUGGAGAUGGAUGUGGAGGAGCUGGUUUAUGUAUGGAAGCAGGUGUUCUGGGAAGCGACAGGUGUCAUCAAGGAAGGAGGAGUUUAUCACGUGAUAUUUUCACUCCAGGUGAUUACCCUUUUAAAAUCGUGAUACGUGUUAGCCUUGGAACUGACGGCAACUCCGAGUGGGGUUUCACGGACGUCCUCAAGAAAGGUUGGUCCGCGAACCCAAACAAAGUUGUCAGGGCGAGCAAUUUGGCUGGUCCCUGGUCAGAUGCACUCGACAUUGCAGACCCCCAGCUAAACACGUAUUCAUCCCAAAACACAUAUGAGCUUACCGUCACUGGCACUCAGGCUACGACCCAUAUCUGUGGCACUUAUCGAACGGGGCAGAUCGGCGUAAAUGGAGGUGGAAAGUCCAAUGUGUAUUAUCCACCGACUUCAGCUCUCAUGUCCAUCCCUGUACCCGUCACGCUGGCGCUUGGAAAUGACAAUGUCAUUGAUCUGGGCAUUCCCAGCGGAGUUGUGGUUGAUCAUAUCAUUGUGUAUUGA